AUGUCCGCCCUUUCGCCGUCUCUCUUGCCCACGAAGCCGGCCAAAAACCCCAACCUUGUCAGCGCAGCCCGUCUCCAACCAUGCCUCUCUCUCUUAGAACUCUGCAGGUAUACUUUCGAGUUCAAGCAAGUGCAAGCCAAGCUCACCAAGCUCGGCCAAAUUACCCACCCACUAGCCCUCACCAGGCUUUUGUGUUAUUCCUCAAUCUCUCGCUAUUCUGACAUUCACUAUUCUCAAUCAAUCUUUAAUCUUGAUAAAAACCCAAAUACGUUUGCAUAUAAUGUGCUUAUUAGAGGCUAUGCGCAAAGUGAAAAACCUGAAAUUGCCAUUUCUUUGUUUUAUAGUAUGCUUUGUAAUCCCAAUUCUGUGCCAAAUCAAUUUACUUUUCCUUUUGUUCUGAAAGCAUGUUCUCAAGUUAUAGGGGUUGGGGAGGGCGAACAGGUUCAUGGGCUGGUUUUUAAACAUGGUUUGAGCCAAGAUCUUUUUGUACAGAACAGUUUGAUCACCUUCUACUCAGCUUGCGGGGUAAUUGGUUCGGCUUGCAAAGUAUUCGAUAAAAUAGAUGACCCGGAUGUUGUUUCAUGGAAUUCGCUGAUUGGGGGUUUGGUGGACUCAGGUUUUGUUGAGGAGGGAAGGUGGAUGUUUGAUAGAAUGCCAAAGAGGAGUUUGGUUACUUGGAAUUGUUUGAUUGAUGGGUAUAUUAAGGUAGGGUUGCUUAAGGAGGCUAGAGAAUUGUUUGACCAAAUGGAAGGGAGGGAUUCGGUUUCUUGGAAUACUAUGAUUGGUGGUUAUGUUGGUUGUGGUCUAAUGGAAGAAGCUGAAGUUUUGUUUGGUGAGAUGCCAGUGGAGAUUAAGGAUUUGAUCACUUAUAACUUGAUGAUUGAUGGGUAUGUAAGAGACCGUAGCUACAGAAAAGUACUGCAGAUACUUGAAGAUGUGAAGGAGGCAAAAGCAGAAAUAAACAAGUUUACGAUGGUAAGCGUGCUUACUGCUUGUUCCCAUUUGGCAGCAUUGGAUCAAGGUGAAUGGGUUCAAGCUUACAUAAAAGGAAAUGGGAUUGAAGUGGAUGCUGUCUUGGGAACUGCUUUGGUUAAUAUGUUUGCAAAAUGUGGAGACAUGGAGAGGGCUCUUUCUGUGUUUGAAAGUAUGGAGGAGAGGGAUGUUGGGGCAUGGAAUUCGAUAAUUCACAACCUUGGUGUCCAUGGUUAUGGCCAAGAAGCAUUUGCAAUGUUUUCAGACAUGUUGAGGAUCAAUAUUCCGCCAGAUGAAAUAACGUUUCUUGGUUUAUUGAGUGCAUGUCGCCAUUCAGGGCUUGUUGCUGAAGGGAAAAAAUAUUUUCAACUAAUGAGCGAAGAAUAUGGCCUGGAACCAAAGAUCGAACAUUAUGGUUGCAUGGUAGACCUUCUCUGCCGUGCAGAUCUUUUGGAAGAAGCAAGAUGCCUGAUUGAAACUAAACAGAUGAGCUCCAGUGUUCCCAUGUGGGGUGCUCUUCUGGGAGCCUCAUCCAGGCUUGGGAAUCUGGAGAUGGGUGAAUAUGCUGCGAAGCAUCUUAUAGAAUUGGACCCCUUUGAUGGGAGCUGUUACAUAGUCUUAUCCAAUAUGUACUCAGCCGCAGGCUUUUACGAGAAAGCCAUAGAAGUAAGGAAAACGAUGAGGGACCUAGGACUAGAUAAAGUCCCCGGCAGCAGUUCAAUAGAAAUAGAUGGCGUAGUUCACGAAUUUAGAGUAAGCUCCAAUUGUGUAGAAUUAAGCUAG
Molecule: messenger RNA, 1755 nt
Organism: Manihot esculenta (cassava)
Lineage: Eukaryota; Viridiplantae; Streptophyta; Magnoliopsida; Malpighiales; Euphorbiaceae
Product: pentatricopeptide repeat-containing protein At4g18840
Exons: 1
Coding region: 1-1755 (584 amino acids)
Biological process (GO): RNA modification
Molecular function (GO): RNA binding; protein binding
Source: RefSeq, a predicted model, not a curated record